AUGGGAAAUACAUGCUGCUUUUUAUGUGGAUGCAUAGACCAAGCAAGCGUUGGUGUUAUUGAAAGGUGGGGUCGUUUUGAGCGAUUGGCUCCGCCAGGUUUCCACUUCUUUAACUGCUUUACUGGUCAAUGUUUGGCCGGUGUUAUGUCUACCAGAAUCCACUCUCUUGAUGUUCGCAUUGAAACCAAAACCAAGGAUAAUGUCUUUGUGCAAUUGGUUUGCUCGAUUCAGUACCGAGUAGUCAAGGAAAAUGCUGAUGAUGCAUUCUAUGAGUUGGCAAAUCCCAAGGAGCAGAUUCAGGCUUAUGUGUUUGAUGUGGUUCGAGCUCUCGUUCCAAGAAUGGCAUUGGAUGAGCUUUUUGAGCAGAAGGGUGAGGUUGCCAAAGCUGUUUUGGAGGAAUUGGAGAAGGUGAUGGGAGCCUAUGGCUACAGCAUCGAGCACAUUCUGAUGGUUGACAUCAUACCUGAUGAUACUGUACGCAAGGCAAUGAACGAGAUCAAUGCAGCUCAACGACUUCAGCUUGCUAGUGUAUACAAAGGUGAAGCUGAAAAGAUAUUCCAGGUCAAAAAAGCAGAAGCUGAAGCUGAAGCCAAGUACCUUGGUGGGGUCGGCGUGGCCAGGCAGAGGCAGGCAAUCACCGAUGGUUUGAGAGAGAACAUACUGGAGUUCUCACACAAGGUGACGGGCACAUCAGCUAAGGAGGUGAUGGACCUCAUCAUGAUCACCCAGUACUUCGACACCAUCAAAGACCUCGGCAACUCAUCGAAGAACACAACUGUUUUUAUUCCUCAUGGCCCUGGUCAUGUGAGAGAUAUUGGCGACCAGAUUCGCAAUGGCCUGAUGGAGGCAUCCUCUGCUCAACUUGAUGAGCAGUGA
Molecule: messenger RNA, 876 nt
Organism: Dovyalis caffra
Lineage: Eukaryota; Viridiplantae; Streptophyta; Magnoliopsida; Malpighiales; Salicaceae
Source: the annotation of a GenBank genome assembly